Messenger RNA from Closterium sp. Yama58-4, 798 nucleotides. The record is from the annotation of a GenBank genome assembly. NCBI's taxonomy places the organism in Eukaryota, Viridiplantae, Streptophyta, Zygnematophyceae, Desmidiales, Closteriaceae.
AUGUUUUUCCCGAAGCGCAUCUUUCUUGCUCUUUCAAUACCCGCUCAGAUUAUCGUGAGGAGGGCGCUUGGUGCCUCGAAGGCUGACGCCUUUGAAGGCUGGCGCCUUGUUCGCAGGCGCCUUUGGCGCCCUGUUCGCAGGCGCCAUGGCGCCUUGUUCGCAGGUGCCUUUGGCGCCUUGUUCGCAGGCGCCAUGGCGCCUUGUUCACACGCGCCAUGGCGCCUUGUUCGCAGGCGCUUUGGCGCCUUGUUCGCUGGCGCCAUGGCGCCUUGUUCGCAGGCGCCAUGGCGCCUUGUUCGCAGGCACUUUGGCGCCUUGUUCGUUGGCGUUAAUCCCUCCUACCCCGCCGUCGCCAUUUCCUCCCAUCUCGUCGCCACCUCUCACCCCAUCGCCGCCUCUCACUCCCACCCCCUUGUCGCCUCUCCCUCGCUCCCUGCCAUCGUCACUACCUCCCACCCCACCGUCGCCACUCCCUCUUAUCCCGCCGCCGCCUCUUCUCCAAUCCCGCCGCCGCCACUCCCUCCUAUCUCGCCGUCGCCUCUCCCCCCUCCCCGCCAUCGCCUCUCCCUCCUCCCCGUUGUCGCCUCUCCCUCCUCCUCGCCAUCGCCUCUCCCUCCUCCCCGCCGUCGCCUCUCCCUCCUCCCCGCCGUCGCCUCUCCCUCCUCCCCGCCGUCGCCUCUCCCUCCUCCCCGCCGUCGCCUCUCCCUCCUCCCCGCCGUCGCCUCUCCAUCCUCCCCGCCCGUCGCCUCUCCCUCCUCCCCACCGUCGCCUCUCCCUCCUCCCUGCCGUCGCCUCUAG